Emiliania huxleyi CCMP1516 is the source of this 2913-nucleotide messenger RNA. RefSeq lists its product as hypothetical. Lineage: Eukaryota; Haptophyta; Isochrysidales; Noelaerhabdaceae. The record is from RefSeq and is a predicted model, not a curated record. The transcript is spliced from 9 exons. The annotation marks the transcript as partial.
AUGAGCUGGCUCGUCCUCCUCCUUCCGCUCGCCGCGGUCGCACACGAAUACGAAUUUCCUGCCGACCGCGUCCUCAGCGCGCUGAGCGACGGAGGCUGUCCGCCUGGCUCCGGUCUCCGCUCGUGGCUGUGUGACGCGCACAUUGAUAUUGACCACUACGAGCUUGACAAUGUCGGAGGCUUCAACAUCAAGCUGGACGGAGUCCGCUGCUCCACCUUCAAGGUUGGAGACCUCUCCUCGGCCGUGUCGCGGCGCGGCGCGCACAACGUGACUCUCAGCGUGGCGGCGGACGAGCUGUCCUUCAACUGCUCCAUCCGCCGGCUGGACGCGAAGCAGAUCGCGUUCCCACACGCGGAGGCGAUCGGCAAGGGCACCGCCGGCAUCUCGGGCGCCACACUCCGCGCCGGCCUCGUCGCGCACCUGACAGAGGGCGUGCCUCGCUCUGUCGUGACGGACGAGCGGAACUGCAGCCUGGCCGUGGACCCGAAGAGGGUGGAGCUCGACCUGACGGGCAACAUCUGGAUCAAGCUGAUCAACGCCAUCAAGGGCGUCCUCAUCCAGACCGUCGUCGGACAGCUCCCCUCCAUCGCGGACGCCGCCCUCGCGCCCCUCGUCUCCAACCUCACCGCCUACGCAGAAGCCGCCCCGCCGCCAGAGCUGCCCGAGCCGCCAUACAAGCCGGCCCUCGCAAACUGGUCCGCCUCGGAGGCGGUCGCGGUCGCAGACUACGUCCUCAACGACGUGGUCGGAACCGACGGCCCCCUCGGCCUCAACCGGAUCGCCGAGCUGCUCACCAACGGAACCGGCUCCCUCGCGCUCAACGCGUCUGGGCUGCUGCCGCCGCUCGAGCUGCCCGUCUCGCGGCUGGGCAACCUGUCGCUCAACGUCUCCCUGCUCAACCUGUCCCACCUCCCCUCCUUCGACGAGCUGAACCUGCUCAUCCCCUCCCCCUCCGAGCCCCUCACCCUCCGAGCCGCCGCCGGCAUGACCAAGCUUGGACCCGGCGCUCUCAUUCAGAAUUCCUUGUUGAUCACCGCUCGAUGGCGAGUGGAGCCGCUGGUCGGGCUGAACGACGUGCUCGCGGCGCUGCCUGCGGCGGCGCCCUGGCUGGUCGGCGUGCUCACGCACCACAGUGGCAUUGCAAACUUCUCGCUGCCGCCCGUCUCCCUCCCCCUCGGACCGCUGCUCGGCCACGGCCCGGCGCCGCGCCCGCUGCUCUUGGGCGUGCACGUGCACAGGCUGAGUGUGGGAGGGCUCGAGACCGUCCGCCGCCUCGAGCUGCUCAAGCCGCUCGCUGCGGAGCCGACCGGCCUCGAGUCGGCCGCCGCCCUCGGCCGCCUCUCCCUCGCCGCCGACGUCGAGUUUCGUCUGGCGCUGUCGGGCCGGGGCAGCAGCUGCCUGGCGCAGCAGCUGCUGUACGCUUCCCUCACCUCGCUCGGCGCGGCGCUCACGCUCGACUCGCUCGACGAGAGGCUCGUCGCCGAGCUCAACGCAGAGAUCGCGGGCACGCUCCGCCGCCUCUGGGCGCCGAGCUGCCCGCCUCGCGUGCCGUCGCGCCCCUCUAUCGUCGACUUCCGCAACACCAGCGGGCCCGCGGCACCCUUCGCGCGCGCGCGCGCAACGGUGGACGCGUACGGCGCGGCCGGCGUCGACCGGUUCGUGCGGCGCGUCCUGCCGUCGGGCGAGCUGCGGAUGGCGCGGCUGCUCGACGUCCUUCUGACGGACGAGUUGCUCGGCCGAAUCUCCGUCCGCCUCGACGGGCUCCAUGUGCGCGGGCUCGACUCCCUCUUCGAUUUGGACGUGCUGAGGCCCGACUCCGCCGACGGCCACCUCCUCCACCACCGCGUCGGCCUCGGCGGCAACGGCAGCGGCGGCGGCCGCAACGGCUCGCUGCAGCUGCGUCUCGGCGCGGCGGUCCGCUUCGGCCGGGCGGCGGCGCACGAGUACGAGGUGCUCGUCCGGGUGCGGGCCGCGGUGCUCAAGCUGGGCACGCGGCUGGUGCUCGACAGCGGCUCCUUCCUCGCCACCACCUUCGGCGAGCUGGUCGCCUCGCUGGGAAGCUGCCUCCUCUGCGACGUCGUCGGCCUCGACCUCGCCGCAAACGACACGUCGCUGCGCGCGCAGGGCUCGGACGGCCUCGAGCUCGAGGUGACGCCGCGGGGCCAGAGCCGCGCCGCCGUCCUCGCCGGCCGCGCCUUCGCCCCGUCGGUCACUCUGCCGCUCGGGCGCCUCGCAAACGACGCGCUGCACGCGGCCGCGGGCGGUCUGCUGCUGGUGACGGGCACCGCCCUCCUCCUCCUGCUGCUCUGCGGCGCCGGCGUGAGCGGCUGCGUGCGCCGCCGCCGCUGGCUGGAGCCGCUGCGCGCCAGACUGCUCGAGGCCUCGCCCCUCGCUCUGACGGCACUCGGCCCUCGCGCCGCGGCUCUGGCGCCCGCGGAGGAGGCGCCGCCGGCGCGGGCGUGGGAGUACGAGGCGGACUCGCUCGCCUCGCGAUACCGCGAGGUGCGGCUCGCGAGGUACGGGCUGCCGCUGCUGAUCUGCACCAACGUCGCGCUGUUCGUCGCUGGGAACGUGCUGCCCGGCGCGACCGUGAGGCUGAGUGUGGCCGUGGCGGGGGACUCGAUUGAGCUCCCCACCAUCAAGAAGUUCGCACUCGUCGACACGGCGUACCUCCUCUCCACACUCAUCGCCUUCCUGUCCGGCGUGUGGCCCUACAUCAAGCUCAGCCUGAUGGCGCUCUGCUGGGCGGCGCCAGCGACGCACCUCUCGCCCCUCUGGCGCGAGCGGCUCCUCCGCGCCGUCGACGCGCUCGGCAAGUGGUCGUACCUCGACACGAUGAUGCUUGUCGUCUUCACCGUCGCCUUCCACAUCCCGUUCGACUUGCCCUCGACCAGCCCGGCGGCGCCGCGCCUC